GUGGUAGGCGGCAGGUGGAGAGAGGGUGGUCUAAAAUACACCAUGCGCGUACGUAAGUGGAGAGAGAUUAGCUUAGGUGUUGUUAGUUGAUUAAGCUUUGGAUCUGGCGCCAUUGAAAAGCCGAAAUGAUUACCCUUUCCCCUGGCCUUGCUAGUACUAUAUAUACCAAUACCAGUAGUACCACCACAUCUCUUCCUUUUAAUUACCAUUUUGCCCCUAUUAAGUUUCCCACGUCCAAAAUAUCUCUCCCAAAAUCAUCAUCAUCUUCUUCCUCUAAUACUCUCAUCUCAGAGCCAGAUAUGGAUGCCACCACAGUUGGUCAAAGUCUUUACCCUUUGCAUCGUUCCAAAACUAUUCAUCUGGUAAGGCAUGCUCAAGGAGUUCACAAUGUUGCAGGCGAUAAAGAUCACAGCAACUAUAUGUCUUAUGACUAUUUUGAUGCGCAACUUACCCCUCUUGGCUGGAAUCAGGUUGAUAAUCUCAACAAACAUGUUCAAGCAUGUGGACUUCACAAGAAAGUUGAACUAGUAAUCGUCUCUCCUUUGUUAAGGACCAUGCAAACAGCAGUUGGGGUGUUUGGAGGUGGAGCCUAUGCUGACGGGAUUGAUGUACCUCCUCUAAUGGUGGCAAAUGUAGGAAACAGUGACCGCUCUGCAAUAACUAGCCUAAAUUGCCCACCAUUUCUAGCAGUAGAGCUUUGCCGAGAACAUUUGGGAGUUCAUCCUUGUGAUAAGAGAAGAAGCAUCAGCGAGUAUCGGCCACUUUUCCCUGCAAUUGAUUUCUCACUGAUAGAGAAUGAUGAAGAUGUUUUGUGGACCCCUGAUGUUAGAGAGAAAAAUGAUCAUGUAGCUGAGAGGGGCUUGCAGUUUUUGAACUGGUUGUGGACGCGUAAGGAGAAGGAGAUUGCUAUUGUUUCCCACAGUGGAUUUUUAUAUCAUACUUUGAGUGCAUUCGGCAAUGAUUGCCAUCCUACAGUAAAGAGUGAAAUAUGUACACACUUUGCUAAUUGUGAGCUUCGAUCAAUGGUUAUUAUCGAUAGAGGUUCGAUAGGUUCUGAUUCUUCAACCACUAAUUAUCCUGGAAAAAUUCCUCAUGGACUUGAUCUUCCAAGUGAUGUUGCAGAAAAGAAGGAUGACACUAAGUAAUGCCUCAUAAAGACAUUAUUUGCAUGCAUGCAGCCUAGGCAGUUUUCAAGUAGGGUGCUUGCUAUGUGGUUUAGAAGAGAUUUAAAGAUGUAAAUUUUUGGCCAGAUUCUUGGUCAAACAUUUGACUUGACAAUGUGCUCUACAUAUAUACAAUUAUGAUUAUCUAUGACCCUUUAUUGAGAUCAUUUCUUUCAAAAAGGGCAUAUUGGAUUCUAAA
Cannabis sativa is the source of this 1362-nucleotide messenger RNA. Its product is annotated as phosphoglycerate mutase-like protein 1. Gene Ontology annotation, molecular function: phosphatase activity. The transcript is spliced from 10 exons. Bases 126 to 1145 code for a protein of 339 amino acids. The record is from RefSeq and is a predicted model, not a curated record. Gene Ontology annotation, cellular component: cytoplasm. NCBI's taxonomy places the organism in Eukaryota, Viridiplantae, Streptophyta, Magnoliopsida, Rosales, Cannabaceae.